This is a messenger RNA of Amoebophrya sp. A120, 3418 nucleotides long. The record is from the annotation of a GenBank genome assembly. Lineage: Eukaryota; Dinophyceae; Syndiniales; Amoebophryaceae.
GUAAUACUGGAGUUUCUACAUCUACUUCCCGCCUAAGGCGGCAUCGCAUUGAUCAAGAUGGCUCACGUCGCCUCGUUGCUACACACUGCCCCCACUCUCAGUACUGCGGAAGCGGCUAGCGCGGCGAGGUUCACAGCACAGCUGCUUGACCCCUUGUCCGUCCCGGUUGUGAAACCGUCGCAGUUGUCCCACCUCCGUGUUGGCAUUGAUGGCGAAGGAUUUCUGCGGGCGAUCCUUGCAGGAGAAGCGGGGGGACGAGAUCCCGCUUCGUCAGUGCUACCUAAAAGCCCCUCUUUACUGCUCCAGCUCGCGAAGGCGCUGCAUCAAAAUUCAACCGCGCUACCAGAUUUGCUUCGGCACCUCGCGGCGGAGUUCUCAACAGCAGUUGCUCGGCUGUUGGAAGGGGAAAUCGACCUCGUUUUCGUCUUUCCCACGCCCGUCUGGAGCCGGAGCAGACGCUUGGAGGGAAAGCUGCCGAGGAAGGGGAGCUCUUUUGCUUCUCCCGAGAAGAGAUGGAAAAAUGGUACACCGAAUUUUGAAGGUGACACCACUGAACUCGUACAGAGCCGCGCACCGGACCACUAUCGUUCAACAAAAACGCCUUCCCUGUCUCCGGACCGCCGUCGAAGGCUUCGUGAGAACCUCCUUGCCAGCGUGGAUACCGAGUCGGGAAAUGAUCUGGAACUCGCCCUGGUGCUGAACACGAUCGUGGCGCAGUGGGAGGAGGAGGAAACCGAGCGGCGGCGGACACGCGUGGAGUCCGCACGGAACCGCUUGCAAGAGUGCCUCGACGACCUGUACUUUCGCCUCUUCGACGCCCAGGGCGACGAGGCGGAGAAGAGACAAUCGACGCGCGACUUGGCCAACUUCCUCCCCGUUUUGGACCUCCGCGAUCUGGCCGAGCAAAUUUUCGAAAUUUUGGACGAGAAGCGCGUCCCCUGGCACUUGUCCCCGGAGAACCGCGUGGACGCGCAGCUGGCCUGGCUGUACCGCACCGGGCUGGUGGACGUCGUCGCGAGUUUCGGAGGCAGCUCAGUAGGAGCGCGGGACGAUAUUAACAGUGGAUUUAGUUCAUCGACGCCCCAGGUUGCACAACUGGUGACCCUCGGCGUUUAUGACGUCUUGUACGGCACGAGUGGGAGAAGUCACAGUCACCUUGGUGGUUGCAGCACUCUGCUUGAUAUUUUGCUGCCUUCAAAAACAGAACAAGAAGAUGAAGAAUAUCAAACACCCACAGCACCGACCCAGUCGGGCGCCCGCUACCUCUCCUUGACCGGCACACCCCUCCCGACGCUCGGCACGCCUGAGUUCACCUGGCGCGACCGGUUGCAGCGUCAUCCGCACCUCGAGUUUCGGCGGCUUUUUGAGCCGUGGGCGGACUUCGUCCACCAGGAUGCGUACGCACCGCGCGACCGGCCGAAAUUCGUCGGCCUCUCCUUUGACGUAUACUUACCCUGGCUCCGGGCGGUGUAUCUGCUCUGUGUGGACAGAAAGAAUUUCUGUGCUGACGACUACGGAGAGGCAGAUGUUGAAGCUGAGUCGACAUCUGGAGGCAGCAGUGGCUUCUUGACCUCAGCCGUCAACCUGGUGUCCUGUCUCCGGCGAGAGCGCGGUAGCCGGAUCCGUGCGAGAGAUCUAGCACGGGCGGUGCGCGAUCCUUCGUUUCUUGCAAGGCAGAAUUACGGAAAAACCGGAAAGAUCUUUGAGGGAAAGUCGCCUGGAAGUCGUAGGAAAGAGGCGGCUCCCUUUGCUUCUGAGAUGAUGCGAGAAGGGGAGCAGCAAAAAGAACGGCUGGGGAUUCUAUCGCCCAACCGGAAGCAACAUCAAGGGGCGCUGUCAUCUUCGCCAUACAAAUCAAUCGGCAUUGAAGGGGAGGACAGUCCGACGAAUUCUGUGGUGCUGGACACCUUGCCGUCGUCCAACGCGGCUAGUAAUAGAAGUCCUGUGCGGAACUACUUCCAGAGCAGCAGGCGAAGACGGACUUCUACGGAAGGUGCAAAAGUGGAAGGUGAUGAUUAUCAUGACGACGAUUCAGCCAACAGUGCUGGGGGAGAGAACGAGAAGGCCUUGAGUCUGAAUAUUGCAGGAAGUCCGGCAAGAAGCCGCACGACUCGUGCGCCGUCCACCUCAGGCAGUGUUUUUUUAUCAACCGCAGCUUUCUCCUCGGCCCCAGGAUGGCAUAGCGAAACGAAAGAUGCGGAUUUUGGCGCGACCGCAAAAACAGCUGCUAGAGAUACAAGUUGUAGUGCGGAAAUUUCCAAACCCGUACUCUAUUCCGUCUCCGAGCUGAUUCACCGGAGCAGCUUAACAUGCUCGCCGAAACGAAGAGCAGAAAACACCAGCAUCAAAGCCGGUGACGCGAGGCAGUUCACCGGCAAUCAGCUCGCAUCUUUGUCUGCGCCUAUUGUGUGGCAGAACGAAGUUUCCCCGGAAAAUAAAAAAAUGGCGACGGUGAAGCUCUAUGCGGUGUCUCCGAAGCGGGGUCAACCGACGGAACUCAAAGUGACGAGAGAGGACCUUGAAAAAAUGUUCACACCUACAAGUAGAAGCGGGAGCACCGGUGAGCAUCAAGAUUCUUGGCACGAGCGGGUACAACCCGCACGGGGUGAUGAAAAGCAGGUGACGCACGGUGAUCUUGGCGAAGACCGAGCUGCGGACCGUGUUUACUAUCUCCACCGGGGCAGUUUCGGAAGUGGCACGGAUAUGUACUACCAAACGACUCCAGUGUUUUCGCGAUCCGCCAACGAAUGCAACGAGGACCACGACCUUUUCCUCGCCACCCGCCAGGAAAACGUGGACCGCUUGUCGAGUCUGCUGGGCAUACCGUCCAGAAAUUUGUCCUCGUCGCUGCGCCAAGAUCAAGAGUUCCUGUUUCAGGACGACUUGCAAGACGAACAACAGCAAACAGAAACAGACACUGGCAGAAGUAGCUCUGCUUGUCCAGACAAACAUCAAUCAUCCCCCCCUCCCUUCAACAUCCACGAGUACCUCAAAGCGGAGGCUGCACUGCUGUUUCAGUCCGUCCACCGCUUCCAUGCUACUGGCUCGUACGACUACGAUUGCGGGAGACCAAGGGGCGAGGCCGAUCGUUGUGCGGGGAAGGGUCACGACAACGACUACGUUCUCGCACCUUUGAGCGACUGCUUUGCCGACAACUGGCGGGAGCUGGUGUGGGGCAGCUUCCUACCCGAGAUCCAAGAUGUAUUUCUGGAUCAGAACCUCGAUACGAAUCGAUGACUCAUAAAGUUUCGAGAAUGUGUAUGUCAACAACUUCUACAACUGUGUUGACGUCACGACCUCUUCGGCUUUCUCGUCGACCAUCAAGGUUGCACACAAGUUUUGGAUGUUUCUGUUUUAAGAUUUUGAUGAAGCUACUUAGGCUGAUUCUUGUUGCAGCCCCUCGGGGCUCCCUUCGCUA